AAAGUUAGAGAGAGAGAGAGAGAGAGAGAGAGAGAGACAGACCUGGGACCUAAGUGCAGAGGGAACCGGAGCUCAUUUUUCCUCUUCACUCCGCUUGUGAGUGUGAAAUGUCCUGCUGGAUGUGGAAGGUUUAGCUUCAGCACCGCAUGGGAGUACAAACUUCAGGACCAGAAGAAACUGGGGUUGGUAUCAACCUGUAGCUUCCACGGCUUUACGACUAAAAACAUUUCCAGUCAGAUCCAUGGAGUGCCUCAAAAACUGCUGUGAGAAGUUGAUGAGGAAGAAGGUGAAGGAGCAUGAGACCCAAGUGAUCAAAAUGAAGAUGCCUCCAGCCAGUCCAUCAGUUGGUGACGGGAGAAAGGGGGCCAGGGACGAUUACCUGAUAUCCAAGCUGCCCCCAGAUGGGAAGGAGGUGCCCUUUGUUCUGCCGACCCUCAAACCUUCUUACAUACAGCCCAAAGGGCCCCGUUACCCCAACUUACACUCUGGACUGCAGAGCUCGGCCAGGUACACAUAUGCAGAGAGGAAGGCCGAGCUGUUGGGGUCAAACCACAUCUCCUACGGCAAUGAGUCCAAGUUCCAUGGAGGCCAGACGGCUGAUUACAAUUCCCCCGGUUCAACCCGCCGGCGACAUGUGCACAAGAACUACAGCCCUCAAAGCCAAGGUUGGAGUCUGGAGUGUGGUCACCAAAGGCUGAGCAGCUCUAUGUUUGAUCUGUCCAACUCUCAGAGUCACUUACAGCACUUGGACUCCAUCUCCAGCACUGUGAGCAGCACAUCUUCUGUGGUGGGCUCCUUGGGAAGUAGCCUUGACUCCAUCCCGCUGGCUGGAGACGAGCGCGAGCUGGGGAAAAUGUGCGUUCGACUGAACUACGAGGAGGCUGUGGAGCAGGUGUGGAUCACCCUGGUCCAGUGCUCAGACCUCAGUAUUCCUGGUGACUGUGUGGAACAACAAAAGAUUAGAUGUAAGGGGAUAAUCACCAUGCCCAAACCAAUACAGUUCAAGACCUCAGUCAAGGACUACAGUCAGGACGUGGCCUUCAUGGAGACCUUUGUGUUUGCUCUACGCCUCCAGCAGUUACGCUGCAGCUCACUGUUGUUGCGGCUGCAGACACACGCUCCCAGGAAACGCACUGUGGCGGAGUGCAUCCUCUCCCUGAGAGAACUCGGAACUCAGGAGGCCGAGCACUGGCUCAAUCUUUGCCCUCCGUCCAAAUCCUCGGUGUGCCACUCGGAGCUACAGCUUUCCAUCUGCUUCCAGCCAGUUAAUGGACGCAUUCAGCUCCAGGUGCUCGCAGCCCAAAACCUCCCAGCAUUCUCCUCACCACUCACUCACACAUUUUUUGUCAAGGCUGAGCUGUACCAGUCAGGGCUGGUGGUGAUGAAGAAGAACACUCAUGCACUGAAGGCCUCAGACGGCCAGUGUCAGUGGGCGGAGACCUUUCAUUUCCCCCUACCCGCACCCGCAUUAGACCAUGACCCCUCACUGUCAGUCAAACUCUACAGCCGUAGUUCUGUGCGGAGGAAGCAGUAUCUCGGACAGGUGCAGCUGGGUUUGGACAGUACCGUCCCAGAAGUUGUGGCACAGUGGAAGGACAUGAUGGCCCACCCAGAGAAAGUGGUUACAGCAUGGCACAGACUGGGCACCUCCUAAACUGGCUCAGUUGAACCCAUGUUUGGAAGUAAUGCACUUGUUUUACAGGUCUAGCUGCAUGUGCCGCUGUCCUGCACACUGGUGGACUGUACGUAAACUGCAGAAUGCGCUCUGAACACCUUGUGAGACCACAUCCCCUCAGAGACCAGUCCAGAAGUUGAGCAGUUCAUUGUACAUUCAGGGCCUGCUCUUCUAAAUCCCUUAUAAUGA
Molecule: messenger RNA, 1864 nt
Organism: Thalassophryne amazonica
Lineage: Eukaryota; Metazoa; Chordata; Actinopteri; Batrachoidiformes; Batrachoididae
Product: tandem C2 domains nuclear protein
Exons: 12
Coding region: 242-1654 (470 amino acids)
Cellular component (GO): nucleus
Source: RefSeq, a predicted model, not a curated record